Molecule: messenger RNA, 3130 nt
Organism: Pungitius pungitius (ninespine stickleback)
Lineage: Eukaryota; Metazoa; Chordata; Actinopteri; Perciformes; Gasterosteidae
Gene: grk7a
Product: G protein-coupled receptor kinase 7a
Exons: 4
Coding region: 143-1816 (557 amino acids)
Biological process (GO): signal transduction; protein phosphorylation; regulation of signal transduction
Cellular component (GO): cytoplasm
Molecular function (GO): rhodopsin kinase activity; ATP binding
Source: RefSeq, a predicted model, not a curated record
AUUUGCAAGCUGGCUUUGGAGGGAAUCGCACUCUCACACAGACGAACACAUUCUGAAAGACGCUGAGGGUAUCCGUGGGGAGCCACUGAAGAGCCCAGUCGCUUAGUGUGGGGGGGGGGAAAGACCACAAACAGCCGCCAAGAUGUGUGACAUGGGGGGACUGGAUAACCUGGUGGCCAACACGGCCUACCUGAAAGCCCAGGGUGGUGACGACAAGGAGAUGAAAAAGCGCCGCCGCAGCUUGGCUCUACCCAAGGCCGAGCAGUGCGCUGCGGUACGGGCUUCCCUUGAGAAGGAUUUUACAUCACUUUGUGAAAGGCAGCCUAUCGGGAAAAAGUUUUUCCGUGACUUCCUGGCAAAUAAUGCUGACUUCAAGCUCGCUGUCGAUUUCCUCGAUGAGCUGUAUGAUUGGGAUCUGGCCGAAGGCGCAGAGAAAGAAAAGGCCAAGAAGAACAUCAUGAGCACAUACUGCAAGGCCGACUCCAAGACAUUCCUGUCCUUUCUCACUGGGGAGGCGCUGGAAAAAUGCAAGACUGUGACAGAUGCAAACUUUGAUGAGGUGAUGAAAUGCAAAGUCCAAGAAGGUGUAAGAGAAUAUCUGAAAGACAAACCCUUCUCAGAUUAUCAGGCCAGUCCAUUCUUUGAUAAAUUCCUUCAGUGGAAAGAGUAUGAGAAACAGACCAUCACUGACAAAUACUUCUAUGAGUUCAGAACACUUGGAAAAGGAGGCUUCGGAGAGGUUUGCGCUGUUCAGGUGAAGAACACAGGCCAGAUGUAUGCCUGCAAGAAGCUGUGUAAAAAGCGACUGAAGAAGAAGGGGGGUGAAAAGAUGGCCCUUUUGGAGAAGCAGAUCUUGGAGAAGGUUAACAGCCUGUUUCUGGUCAACCUGGGCUAUGCAUACAGUACCAAGACCCACCUGUGCCUUGUGAUGACCCUUAUGAAUGGAGGAGACCUCAGGUACCACAUUUACAAUAUCGGCUAUGAUGGCAAAGGGGCGAACAAAGGCAUUGAGAUGAGCCGCAUCAUCCACUACACAGCGCAGAUCACCACGGGCCUUCUGCACCUGCACGAAAUGAAUAUUGUGUACCGCGACAUGAAGCCGGAGAACGUGUUGCUGGAUAGCUUUGGCCAGUGCCGUCUUUCAGACUUGGGUCUGGCCAUAGAGCUUCCUCCUGGGAAGCAUGUCACCCAGAUGGCUGGUACUGGAGCAUACAUGGCCCCUGAGCUGCUAACCAAAACUCCAUACAGGACAUCAGUGGACUGGUGGGCUCUGGGCUGCAGCAUCUAUGAGAUGGUGGCCGGCUACACACCUUUCAAAGGCCCGGAGAGCAAAAAGGAGAAGGUGGAGAAGGAGGAGGUGCAGCGCCGCAUUCAAAAUGAGGAACCAAAGUGGGAGCACAAGUGCUUCGAUGCUGCAACCAAGGACAUCAUCCAGCAGUUCCUCAAGAAGAAAAUUGAGGAGCGCCUGGGCAUCAAAAACAACUUGGAGGAUCCCAGGAAACACGACUGGUUCAAGAAAAUCAACUUCCCCCGUCUGGAGGCCGGGCUGGUGGAACCUCCCUGGGUCCCCAAACCCAACGUCGUCUACGCCAAGGACACCGACGACAUCGCCGAGUUCUCAGAGAUCAAGGGCAUUGAGUUCGAUGCCAAUGACAAUAAAUUCUUCGUGGAGUUCAGCACAGGUGCUGUGCCCAUUCAGUGGCAGCAAGAGAUGAUUGAGACUGGACUGUUUGACGAGCUCAACGAUCCCAACAGGAAGGAUGGCGGAGGAGAUCCGGAUGGAGAUAAAAAGUCUGGCACGUGUAUAUUGCUGUGAGAAGUCACUGUUUGGUAGGAUUUACCAGUAAUAAUACUCAAUAAAUUGUUUUUGUUUUUCAAUCAGAUGCACACCCAUGUUGAUUUUGACGAGCGUCUUUGUUAAAAAAGAUGAACCAUUCUUCUCUUUUUAACGAUGCUCAGGGAGACGCACUGCUUUUGAGACGCGUUUGGGUAAAAAAUGGACGAUGUAAUGAUGUAUUUUGAGCAUCAUCUUUCAGGUUCACAUCUUCUCUUCUCUUUUUUAGAUCAAUAUUUAUUGAUCUAGACAUGAGACCACGUUGACUGCUAGGAGUCAUUUGUACAACCUUUACAUUGGUGUUAAAAUAGCAAGUUAAAGGCCUUUGUGCCGUAAAUACUAUGAUUAGAGAAAACUGUUGAAAUUCAAACUUUAUGAGAAAUACACUUUAAACAGUGUUUUGCAGUAGAAAAACCCGCUAAAGUAUUGUGUGGCAUCUAAUAUUAAGCUUUAUACCAAUUGGAACAAACAUGUAGAAUAAUAUUAUGGUAUCUUUUAAUAGUGUAAAUGUUACAACAUUUCAUAGCACUUCCCCUGCUGUGCGCUUUAUUGAUGCCAUCAUACAGUCACAUUGGUUCUUAUUGAUUGAGCACAUGAGCACAGGGUUAGUUUUAGGGUUUAAUAUUAUAUUUUGUAAUCCUAAACCUCUUAAUUAAGGUUGAUUGCUGCCUUGCCAUCCAGGUGGUUACUUCCUGAACAAAAUUUCAGUUUCAUAAAAAAGCAACUGCAUUUAUUGUAUACAAAGAAAGGCAUCUAUCUUUCUAUGUGCAUGAGGUGUCUAAAACCUUUGACCGAAAUUUGAAAGAACACGAUACUGAACACCUCCUCACUGAGUCCCUCGACUGUUGGUGCUAUGAGGCCUCACGUAGUGAGGCUGUUGAGCCCUUGGAUACAGAGAGAGAUGGGAGUGCAGCAGCACAUUGCUGCAUAUGAAGGAGGAGAAUUUGGAGGAGUUGGACAACACAUUCCUGUCCCAGGCAUGUGCAGGUUGUCCUGUAAAUGGCCCUGAAACACUGUGAUACUUCAGGGUGCUUUUUUUUAGUUUGUGAUGAGUGUGAAUCACACAAACUAGACAGAUCCUCAAAGAGUCCACCGCUGUGGUCAUGAAGCUGGGUUUACAGACUUGGGAUAGUUCAAAAGAAAAUUGUAAUUGCUGUUUACUUGUCUCAGGGUAAUUAUUUGCUUUAAGUUUUAAAAUACCAAAAUCUUGGGGUGAGUUUCCAGUGUUAAUAAUAUAUAUAUAUAUAUAUGAUCCAUGUACUUGUAAAUAUAACAUAUGAGGAAUUGCUACUAGAC